UGCGUUCAUUAUUUAACUGGACAUCAUUAGUGUGAUUAGUGGAUUGAUUCAACUAUCAAAAUUACUUAACACGUGUUCAGUAUUGUACCGAUUGGAAAUUACAUAAAGCACCUAGUUUUCUAUCUAUUAUACAUACAUCUUAUAAUAUUGUUUGAUAACAAACAUGACCACUUCACUUGAAAAACCUUAUAGUGAAAUUCAGAAAACCUUUGCUGACACAAAUGUAUUUAUUACCGGAGCAACAGGGUUCAUCGGACAUGUUUUGGUGGAAAAAGUUCUCAGAUCGUGUCCGGUCAAUCACGUGUAUUUACUGAUGAGACCGAAAAAGGGCAAAGGGCCUUACACCCGUUUGAACGCCAUGUUCGAUGGUCCGUUAUUUAGCAAACUCCGGAGCGAGCAACCGAAUUUCAUAAAGAGAGUCAGUUUGAUAUCCGGAGAUUGCGAACAACCCAAUUUAGGUCUAUCGCCAAGCGACGAAGAAUUUGUGGUCAGCAACAUGAACAUAAUAAUCCAUUGCGCGGCAACGAUUUACCUGAACGGAUCGCUGAAACGGACGGCUUUGAUCAACGUCAGGUCCACUAGGGAUCUACUGUUGAUCGCCCGUCGAACACACCACUUGAAAUCGUUCGUGCACGUGUCGACGGCAUUCGCAAACACCAAUCAGCCAGUCAGCAAAGAGAUCAUCUACGAUUGUCACAUGCCGGGCGAGACGCUGAUCGAUAUGGCCGAAUCGCUGUCCGCUGAGCUUAUAGAUUCCAUAACAAAACAGUGUUUGAAAACUUGGCCCAACACGUAUACGUUUACAAAAUGCAUUGCGGAAAAUCUAGUUAAACAGUACGGUCAACAUUUGCCAAUAAGCAUUGUCAGACCUUCGAUCGUCACGUUCACUAAAGACGAACCGAUAACCGGUUGGUUUACAUCUGUGAAAAGCGUACCCGGUCUGUGCACAGCCAUUGGAAUAGGUGCAGUACGUGUAUUGAUUUGUGACACAGACGCGCCUGCCGUUACCGUACCAGCCGACAAAGUGGCCAAUUUGAUUAUUACCGCAGUCUGGCAAGGUUCAAAGAAAAGCAAUGAGGAUUCAGUGAUACCAAUAUUUAAUUAUGUACCAAACAACUUGGCACCUCCGCUGACCUUUGGCCAAACAAUACACGCUAUGGUUAAUAUUACGAAAACACAUAAAAUAUAUUUGGAAAAACAGUUGUGGGUUCCAAAUGUUCUGUGUACAAAGUACAAAUUUAUUUUUACCGUCUUCUUUUAUUUGUAUCAUUAUAUACCAGCGGCGAUAAUCGAUAUGGUCCUAUGGAUUACUGGACACACAUUUAGGGUUGUACCGAUCUGCUCUAAAGCCUACAGAAUGAUGUUGGACAUGUCAUAUUUCGGCACUGGACAUUUCAAAUUUGACGAUCGAAAUUUGGAGGCAUUAAUAUCGCAUCAAAGCGCCGAAGACAAAGUACUAUUCGAUAUAGACAUAUCGAAAAUCAAUUGGGACAAACAUAUGCUGUCUACUGUUUAUGGAGCUCGGCAGCAUAUUUUCAAUCAAAAUGGCAACACCGCAGCAGCCAUAAAAAGACAUAGGAUGAUUACGACCGCUUACUACACAUUCAACGGAACACUUUACGCAUUCCUGUUAUAUUCAUUGUAUUUUAUUUUGAAUUGUGUAUUCAAAUUUACAUAAUAUCAAUACUCCGUUGGUGUAUUCAUGUAGUUUUAAAAAAUAAAAAAAAAAGGAUUGUUUUUAAUUGUGUUUACAAUUUUCCCAAUUCUUGAUACAUCAUUACAAUUGCACUGACUUUGAACAAAGUAUUGAAAAUUAAACUACAAAAA
Molecule: messenger RNA, 1827 nt
Organism: Adelges cooleyi (spruce gall adelgid)
Lineage: Eukaryota; Metazoa; Arthropoda; Insecta; Hemiptera; Adelgidae
Product: fatty acyl-CoA reductase wat-like
Exons: 10
Coding region: 164-1678 (504 amino acids)
Biological process (GO): long-chain fatty-acyl-CoA metabolic process
Cellular component (GO): peroxisome
Molecular function (GO): alcohol-forming very long-chain fatty acyl-CoA reductase (NADP+) activity
Source: RefSeq, a predicted model, not a curated record